Molecule: messenger RNA, 6303 nt
Organism: Haplochromis burtoni (Burton's mouthbrooder)
Lineage: Eukaryota; Metazoa; Chordata; Actinopteri; Cichliformes; Cichlidae
Gene: mical2a
Product: microtubule associated monooxygenase, calponin and LIM domain containing 2a
Exons: 23
Coding region: 231-3296 (1021 amino acids)
Molecular function (GO): protein binding; FAD binding
Source: RefSeq, a predicted model, not a curated record
UUAAUCGCUGGACGCAGCUGCACAGAAACUACUGCCUGUCAGUCUGACUGAGGACGCACUUUACUUUCCACAGCAGUCCCGCAGCUCGAUUAACCGAAGGCUCAGGCAGAAAGGCGCACAAGACGGGGCAUGAUGGUGCGGGCCAAGCUGAGGGUGUAGCCACAUCUGGCAGAGACCGCUGAACUAAGCAGGCGCCUCCGUACACCAGACCAUCUACUGCAGCUGGGAAGAUGGGAGAGACAGAGGAGGAGAGGGACAAUGUAGGGAAGCUGUUUGAGAACUUCAUCCAGGCCUCGACCUGCAAAGGAGCCCUUCAGGCCUUUAACGUCCUCUGCAGAUGCCAGAACCUCGACCCCGCAGAGCACAGCACCUUCUACAACAGUCUGAAGGCAAAGGUUACUUCCUGGAAAGCAAAAGCGCUUUGGAGUAAGCUCGACAAGAGGAUGUCCCAUAAGGAGUACAGAAAAGGCCAAGCCUGUGCGGGCACUAAGUGCCUCAUCAUCGGAGGAGGUCCCUGCGGCCUGCGGACUGCCAUUGAACUUGCCCUACUGGGUGCUAAAGUGGUGGUGAUUGAAAAGAGGGACUCUUUUUCCAGGAACAACGUGCUCCAUCUUUGGCCCUAUACCAUUCAUGACCUGCGGGGACUGGGGGCCAAAAAGUUCUAUGGAAAAUUCUGUGCCGGAGCCAUCGACCACAUCAGCAUUCAGCAGCUGCAGUUGAUCCUGCUGAAGGUUGCCCUGAUUGUUGCCGUGGAGUUUCACAUCAAUGUGGAGUUUGUCAACCUGUUGGAACCUCAGGAAAAUGAAGGGGUUGGGUGGAGGGCUGCAAUCCAACCUGCUGAUCACCCCGUGGCUAACUUUGAGUUUGAUGUGGUGGUGGGAGCUGACGGACGCAGAAAUACCCUGGAAGGUUUCAAAAGGAAGGAGUUCAGGGGUAAACUGGCAAUCGCCAUCACAGCCAACUUCAUCAACAGGAACACCACCGCAGAGGCCAAAGUAGAAGAGAUCAGUGGAGUGGCUUUCAUCUUCAACCAGAAGUUCUUUCUUGACCUCAAAGAAGAGACAGGUAUUGAUCUGGAGAACAUUGUGUACUACAAGGACAACACACAUUACUUUGUCAUGACUGCCAAGAAACAAAGCCUGCUGGACAAGGGAGUCGUCAUCAACGAUUACUCAGACACAGAGAUGCUGCUGAGUGGUGAAAACGUCAACCAGGAAGCUCUUUUGUGCUACGCCCGAGAGGCUGCUGACUUUGGCACAAACUACCAACUUCCCACACUGGACUUUGCCAUGAACCAUUGCGGGCAGCCAGAUGUAGCAAUGUUUGACUUCACUAACAUGUACGCCUCUGAGAACGCUGCUCUGGUCAGGGAGAGAUUUGGACACCAGUUGCUCGUAGCACUGGUUGGCGACAGUCUGCUUGAGCCCUUCUGGCCAAUGGGAACAGGCUGCGCCAGAGGCUUCCUGGCUGCCUUCGACACGGCCUGGAUGGUAAAGAGCUGGGCGCAGGGUCAGCCAGUCCUCGAAGUGCUGGCAGAGAGGGAGAGCAUUUACCGACUACUACCACAGACAACCCCUGAAAACAUUGCCAAAAACUUUGAGCAGUACACCCUAGACCCAGCAACUCGAUACCCCAACCUCAACUCUACCUGCAUCAGGCCUCACCAGGUGCGUCAUUUGUACAUUAGCGGACAGCUUAACCCCUGCUCUCUCGAGCGUGCCGCUACCAUACGACGGCCUGUCAAUCUCUCCAGACGUGACUCAGAGGUCAGACCAGCGAGGCUUCUCACUUGGUGCCAGAAGCAGACGGAGGGCUACAGGAAUGUGAUAAUCACAGACCUGGCGUCUUCUUGGAAAAAUGGUAUCGCCCUCUGUGCCCUCAUCCACAGAUUCAAGCCUCAGCUGAUAGAUUUUGACUCAUUAAACGACGAGGACCACGUUGCAAACCUCCAGCUGGCAUUUGACAUCAGUGAGCGGGAAUUUGGGAUUCGUCCAUUCACAUCUGCGAAGGAGCUGAGUAAAGAGGAGGAGCUGGAUAAAACCAAGAUGAUCAACUACCUGUCCAAGUUCUACGAGCUCUUCCGCGGAACGCCUCUACCUGCAUCAGGUUCCAGAGGAGUGGAUGAAAACAAUGAAGAUUAUCCGUCGAAGGAAGUCAAAAGUAAUAAUAAUGUGCUCAAUUUUGCACUGACCAGGAAACGGGUGCCAAAGGAAGAGAAGAAGCUAGACGGUACAGACCCCAUUUACAAAAGAAGGCGGAAGUUCUAUUUGGAGGAGGCCACUAACUUGGCCAGUAAUGGCUCCACAGUUCGAGACAGGCCGGAUCCAAAGGAAAAUAAAGUGCGCUCUAUGGCUACGCAGCUGUUGGCCAAGUUUGAAAAUAAACCGAACUACACCAUCCGCAAAACACAGUCAGACUUGGAGGAGUCCUCAUUCCUCCGUACUCUCGACCUCACUGACGGUCUGCCAGUUAAACUCAGACCUCCGGUCCCACCCAAACCUUCUCCUGUGACACAGUUUGGAGUCAGUAUCAGAAAAGCAGCACAACAGUUAGUCCGCCUGCCUCCAAAGACUCUGCCCAAACCCCAGCUUCAGCCCCCACAUCCAUUUUCUGUAGUAAAGCUCAGACAUGUCGAUCUAGCGCAUGCUGAGACGAAGCCUCAGCUGGAGGGUGCAGAGCCCCCUGUUUCUCCUUCCUCCUGUCAGUCAGCAGUCCAUUUCAUGACAAGAGUCCUCCAUCGUCUCAAGGAGGUGGACGAACACAUCUCUGAGAAAAAAGCUCAGACACAACAGGUUAGAGAGUUUCAUGCAAAGAGUAUAAAGGAAAAAGCCGUCCACCUUAGCGGGUUGUUCCCAGGAAACGGUUCUGAUGUACUUAAGGGCGGCUCAGUGCGAAGGGCGUUUCCCCCGUCGGGUGACAAGUGUCACUCGUGUCAGAAGCGUGUUUAUAUGGUGGAGAGGAUCUGCACCGAGGGGCUUUACUUCCACAGGGAGUGUUUCCGCUGUUCGACCUGCAGCUCUGUUCUUCGACAGGGAGCGCAUGCUUUCCACUCUGAAGAGGGGAAACUCUACUGCAAACUGCAUUUUGAUCAGCGGAACAAUGGGACGAGCAUACGGAGGACUUUCUCUCUACCCUCAGUGAGACCUAAUCGUGAUAGCAUUCAGGAGCACCGUCCUACUGAUGAAGAUAUCACCCCCUCCAGCAGUCCGGCAGACCUGCAGAGUGAACCCGCAGCAGCGGACGCCUUUUAUGAAGCCUGUGAGACAAUCGGGUGGUUAGGAGAAAUGACUUUUUAAAGGUGAUCACCUGCAUGGUUGCAUCAAUGUGAGGCUGUAGAUGCUGAUAUCACAUAUCAGCGGUUUUAGUGCUGAAAUAAUAUUUUCUUUGAAGUGACACUAAGUUUAAGCUAAGCUAAGAUCAGGACUAAUCAACAGUUUUGGGAAUGAACUAGUACUAAUUCAGCAUGGUUUGAGACCUCUGCAAAGAAGCAAAGAGCAAAUAAGUUCAUGUAACUUUUUUUUAUUCCGAUCUCACCACAAGGUCUUAGUCUUUUUUGGAGUGUUUUCUUCUUCUUCUCAUGGAUACCUUAGUCGUUCAAAUAAACUACUGCUUUCAAGGUGAAGAGUAACAUUUCCAACUCAAAUUUAAUCUAAACAUGAGGGAAAAAAGUGUUGCUUUUGUUGCUCCAGAAUAGCUUCUGUACAUAUUGAACCUUGAGGUGAGAUUAAAUGUUUCUAAAGUCAACAUUUAACAGUGCACCCUUUUUUUGGAAUUAUGUUUCAUUGAGCUGAUGUUGUAUUUUAAAGGCGAGCUUCCAUCAGCGUCUCCUUACAGGAGUUGGGGAGUGUGAAAAAUAUCCCUUCCAGCUCCAGACCGGCAAGAGUUGUCACUUGAAUGAGUAUCAAUUAAAUCAAAAGAUGUAUUUGAUUUAAAAAAAAAAAAUGUGAGUGAGGAUUUAAAGAGAAGUACUCUGGGAAGACCUCUUCAGCCUGUUCUUCCCGUCUCCGCUGGAGAUGGGCAGCUCAAUGCUACGUUAUCCACCACUUGCGCGACAUACCUGAAGUGCAAGCAACACAAGCAUCCAAACUGACCGUGAUUCCUCCUCUGUGGAAGAAAGGGAAAAGCACACAGCUGACUCAUGUGUUUAUGCAGUUACUGUAGAAUGAGUCCAUGAGAGCUACACCUAAAAUUUGGCAGUGGCGGCCGGAAGGUGAGGCUUCAAAAACCUCCAGCUCCAGAUGGCAUCACAUCAGACUGGUAAUAAAGGCAUUAUUCUCGAAGCCUUUCCAUGAUGAUCUGACAACAGGGGCAAAGAACUACGAUCUGUUUUCAAACCAACAUAUUUAACGUUUGAGAGAAAUGUUGUUCAUUUAACUAAUAAUAAUCAUAUCCCUUACUCCUAGUCCUACUGUGGUAUAGGCACAGAUAAGCAACUGACGUUCUAAUCCACCAUGGUGGAUGAGCCAGAGUCAUGCAUAUUAGUCUCAUCAGUAAUUUUGGUUUGUGAUGUUUAGUAAAGAAUAAGAAUUUUUUUAAAAUCCCUUUGAGGUCUACAUCUUAAGUCUCAGGCAACAAACUAACAAAUUUUCUCAAUAAGUGAUAUCUUUCCCUUUACAUGUCUCUUUGCUGGUUGGCCUCUAAAAGCUUGUUUUAGGAUGAUAAUGAUGGAUGAGGCACAUUUUCUUAUUAUUGUCAGUACACGGUAAUGCCUGUUAAAGAGAGAUUCUCUUGUUCAGUUCAUGAGAUUUAGAAGCAGACUUCUUUUCUUUGAUUUAUUAGUGCCGAUAUGACAAACACAACACUAUACGCUGAAAAAACGGCUGUUAAAUUAAUGCUAUUUUUCUUUCUUGUUCCCAGCUUUUUCAUGCAUGCAUAAAAGUGUACAAAGAUCUCUUAGAUAUGUCUUAGUUUUUCUCUACUCAAAAUCAGUUGAACUUGCAGACUAUAAAGAACAGCCGGGCAUGUGCAGAUUUCUUUUUAAAAGUCUGUUUUCUUUGACAGAAGAAAGCCAUCACCUCAUCCACUCAUCAGUAAAAAGGGACUUCAAGUUUUAUUGCUGGGCAAGUCUAUCAGUAAUGGGUUUUGUUGUUGUUGUUGUUUUAAAAUAAUUUUUUUAUAAUUGUUUGAUUUUGCAUCACUGUUUCAGGUUCUAUUGCAGAGUAAAUACACAGUAGUGACUGCUAACUUUUGAUAUGAUGAAUGUUUUUCUACCUUGAUGGUCACAUACAGUCAGUAUGGUGUACACUUUGUUUUGCUGGGAAACUUUGGGUCCCUAGACUCACAUCAGCCACCUAAACUUUGUUGCAAGCCAGUCAAAUACAUAGUGCCUCCAAAUUUCCCAAAUACUAAUCAGACUGUGCUGCAGGAUGCACAAGAGCAAGCAGGAUCCAAAGAGGAGCCAUUCUACAACCCACAGGACAUGAAUGUGCUACAUCCUGGUGCCAGACAUCCUGUAUCCAUGUCAUAAUGGGCCAGAGUGAUUCUGACAGCACGACUUCUAAUAUCAGGCAUUAUCUUUUCAGUCCAACAAAAGAACAUUAAACAAACUAAAAAUAAAGCAAUUAAAGCUGCUAUAAAUAUAUAUAUACAUGGCAAAAUUAAGUCUGACCUAUUACACCGUUCCCUAUUUUUUGUCAUAUAGAUUCUGAGCACUCACACAAUGCUCAUAUUAAACAAGUCCACCACUGCCUCUGUAUCUGAUAUCAUAAAUAUGUUUAUUAACUCAUCUCUGUCUGUGAGCACAGCAGCCUCAGCCACCUGCUGUUCACACCUUCUGUUUGAAAUGGGCAGCCAAGAUCCAGUGUAAAACACAUAUUUGAACUGUGAAUCGUGUUUGCAAAGAACCACCGGUAGACAUAAUUCAAAGGAGGGUGCUGGAAAUGAGCGUAACAUGUCACCUUUAAAGAAGCCUGUUGCAUUUCAGUGAAUAUUCAUGAAUAUUCUCAGAAAUGUAGAAUUUUUUUUGUACUAACCUCUGCCUUUCUUGAAUAACUUGAAUUACAUCUGGUUUUUGAUGUACACAAUACAUUCUGUCUCUUCAUUAAUCAAUCUCGAAAGCAAAGUGCUCUCUCAUGUCUCUGAAAACUGUAGGUCUCAGAGGUUAAGCUGCCAUUGACUGCUCAGCGAAAAAUGAAAAAAAGAUGCUUGCAAAAAGUAGAUAAGUGAACUAAAAAGUCCUUGGCUUUAAAAAGUGUGUUCAUCUUUUCAGAUGAAGACCGUGUCAUUUAAAAAAUACACAGCAGUGAAGCCAAAAAAUGUUCACUUUAAAAAGAACAAGCGAUGUAUGCAAUCUUAAAAACAGCU